Messenger RNA from Staurois parvus, 327 nucleotides. The record is from the annotation of a GenBank genome assembly. Lineage: Eukaryota; Metazoa; Chordata; Amphibia; Anura; Ranidae.
GGGCACAGGUGGGUGGCACUGGUGGGCACAGGUGGGUGGCACAGGGGGGCACAGGUGGGUGGGCACAGGGGGGCACAGGUGGGUGCACUGCUGGGCACAGGUGGGUGCACUGCUGGGCACAGGUGGGCGGAGCUAGUGGGCGCACUGCAGGGCACAGGUGGGCGGAACUUGCGGGUGGCACUGCUGGGCACCGAUCAUCAGGGCACUGAUCAUCAGUGCCCUGAUGAUCGGUGCCGAUCCCCGCUCUGACAACUGCCGGUUCUCGGCAGUACUUUCCUCACGAUCUGACAGCGUGAGGAAAGUGCAGCCGAGAACCGGCACUUGCAU